GCAGCGACGUGACGUCUCCCAUCCAGCAGGAGGCGCUAAUUCUUCAAAACGCCCUCAAAUCCGGAAGACAACACGGAAGGCGCGUUGUCUGGAAGAGAAGCAGGAAGCAUGUCGAGACAACUGGGAGACAGCCACCGGAGGUUCCUACAGACCCUGAUGGCUGUUGGCAUCACUGAUGAGCAAGAGGCAAGGGCGCUUUUUCAGCACUGCUGUGACACACACAAGAUGCAGUGUUCUCCUGACAAACUCGAUGAGUUUAUUGAAGCCAUCAACUCCAGGCUGCAGCCCAUGUUCAUGCAGAUCAGAAAAGGCAUGUCUGAGGAAAAUGGCCACCAGUACUAUGCCUUGGUCAACAUGGCAGAAACCGAUAUCACCAGGAUGACGUCAGAUUACGCUGACAAUGAACUGGAGUUGUUCAGGAAAACGCUGGACCUAAUUGUUAGCUCUGAGAACGGGAAGGCCUCCUCCACAGACGUCCUGAACAGCACCGACACCAUGACCUCUAAAAAACUGAAGAAGAGUGAAACAGAGCACCUUCUGACUCGACUGGUGCAGGACAAGUGGCUUUGCGAGAAACGUGGGGAGUACACUCUGUCCACUCGGUGUAUCAUAGAGAUGGAGCCAUACAUUCGCACAAUGUAUCAAGACCAGGUCAAAGUGUGUCACAUCUGUCACAACAUUGCGUUUCAGUGCCAGAUUUGUGAGAAUCCCUCCUGUGGAAUAAAAAUCCACAACCCGUGUGUUGCCAGAUACUUCAAAGGAAGAGUGGAGCCACGCUGUCCAGCUUGUGACGACUUUUGGCCUCAUGAAAUCCCUGAAGUGAGAGGGCUCCGUUCUCAGUCCAAGAGAUGAUUUCAACGAUGUUGUUUGAACCCCUUAUUUAAACAUACUAUAUAUUUCCUCUUGUUUCUGCAAAUAAAUUAGAUGUUUUAUUAUUGUGUCUUGUUAACACACAUUGAAAAUAAAAUCAUGAUUUCUAACAUUUUGCGAACUUUUUAAAUGUCUUUUAUACUAUCUCUAUUAGCUUGAUUCAGGUCAUUUGAACUAUUGUCAGUUCCCAUUUUCUAGCUUGCUCAAAUUCCUUAAAAGGCUAUUUUUAAUAAUAUGUAUAAAGAUAAUACAUAGUGAAUUGAUAAAUACACAAUAUUUAAAAUUUUGUGAAAGAAGUCUGUAAUAAAUCAUACAAGCAAAAAUACAAGAUGCAAUAAUAAUACAUAAAAAGUGAUAAUGUGCUUUUUUGUGUGGAGGGGUUGACUUUCUAUACUUUGCUAUUUUAUCCUUUUAAGAAUCUCAUGGAGAUUAGAAUAUUUACAAGGCUGUUUGAUAUUGCUAAUCUAUUUCUUCUUUUUUUUUUCAAUGUGGAAGAAAGUCGCACCGACCCAGUAAACUCCUUUUCUUCUUCCUUUAAAAUUGACUUUUAGUUUUUCCAUUGUAACCGGCUCUGACAAUUUUAGGUCGCUUUCUGAAUUAUUCAGAGAUGUAGACGAUUUCUUCUGACUUUCCAGCCGUGUUCAGAGAGAGUUGAUCACCUAACAAAGACGAAAAGCUGCAGAAAACAACUGCUGCUUCGCCUGGAGCGUGAAAUGAGACCGGUUUCUGAAAAGAGAAUAUUUCAGAUUAGUAAUGAAACUCGGUUCGAUUCUUACAUACAACCAGUUUUCUUUAUUAGUAAGCUUUCAUUAGUUACAAAUGUGUAUCUAAAUUUGUUUUACAUUUUUCUUGAAACAGACGCUGUCUUGGAAAUCACAUUGUAAAUUUUCACAACAGUUUCAAAGAAUCUUUAAGUGUCAAACUCGAGGCUCUGGGAACCAAAUCCUAAAUAUUACUUUAUCAAUCAGAGCCGUUUCUGUCUUUCAUACUACCUUAUUGUGAAACGUUGUUCAUUAUUUAAUUUUAGGAAGUACUCAUUGAAUGCAGAAACAGGUAUUUAAUUUUUUUAAAAUAUAGUUUCUGUCAUUCUGAAGACAUUCUUGGUCUUGAUAUGGCACAAAAUGAGACGCCUCUGCUCUAAACUGUUUAACGUGAACUAGAUAUUGUGUUAACUUUGCUUUCCAAAUUUAUCUACCUGCAGAUAACUUCCUUUCUUAUGCAUCAGCUGGACAGUGCUAGGUCAAAUGCAUUCUGUUAAGUUAGUCACACGACAGGAUCUUCAAUCGGAAGCUUCUUCAGAUUCGCUGUAAAACGGACUGCUCUGUCCGCCCCACAGUUUAUACAACUCUGAAGAACUUUGAAGAAUUAAAACAUUUAACUUCC
Molecule: messenger RNA, 2253 nt
Organism: Poeciliopsis prolifica (blackstripe livebearer)
Lineage: Eukaryota; Metazoa; Chordata; Actinopteri; Cyprinodontiformes; Poeciliidae
Gene: nsmce1
Product: NSE1 homolog, SMC5-SMC6 complex component
Exons: 8
Coding region: 109-852 (247 amino acids)
Biological process (GO): DNA damage tolerance; double-strand break repair via homologous recombination
Cellular component (GO): nucleus; Smc5-Smc6 complex
Molecular function (GO): ubiquitin-protein transferase activity
Source: RefSeq, a predicted model, not a curated record